This is a messenger RNA of Ochotona curzoniae (black-lipped pika), 3737 nucleotides long. It is a transcript of the gene MAP3K10, whose product is annotated as mitogen-activated protein kinase kinase kinase 10. NCBI's taxonomy places the organism in Eukaryota, Metazoa, Chordata, Mammalia, Lagomorpha, Ochotonidae. Gene Ontology annotation, molecular function: JUN kinase kinase kinase activity; protein binding; ATP binding. Gene Ontology annotation, biological process: protein phosphorylation; positive regulation of apoptotic process. Bases 616 to 3468 code for a protein of 950 amino acids. The transcript has 10 exons. The record is from RefSeq and is a predicted model, not a curated record.
GUCACUUCGGCACCGCCGGCGGCCGGUGGAGGGCGGGGGGCGGCCAGGGGCUGGGGCCGACCCGGGAGGCCCGGUGCCGAGGAUGGGGUCCGCCAGGCCACCCCGCGCCUGAGGAGGCCGAGGGGCGCGCCAGCCCUGCCCCAUUCCGGGACGGCCGCCCCCAGGGCCCCGCUGCUCACCGCCCCCGCCCGAGCCGGCGGUGGUGGCCCGGGAUGCGGAGCCGGGGACCGCCGGUGGAGCUGCGCGGGGUGAGAGGCGCGGGGAAAGGGGGCGGCCUGCUGCCCUCCCCGUCGUCCCCGCCGGCGGGCCCCGGCAGACGGCGGGGGAGCUCGCGGCCAGGCCCUCUGGGCGCCCUGACGUCUCGGGGAGGAAGGUGAACCUGCCGUCCUGCCCCACCCCGCGCCGCCUGGACCAGAGCAUCCGAGGGGACGACCCUGCCCUAUUGACAGAGGCUGCUGCUCGCUCCUGCGGAAGGCCCCCCUCGAGCCAUGGCCCCCAGGAGCCCCGUACAGCCCGCAGAGACUGUCCCGCAUCCCGGCUGCCGGGGUCCGCCCUCUGCAUCCCGCGGGCAGCCUGUGUGAAGCGGCCUGCCCGCAGCCCCCGGGCCGUCCCCCCAUGGAGGAGGAGGAGGAAGGGGCGGCCGCCAAGGAAUGGGGCGCGACCCCCGCGGGGCCCGUCUGGACCGCGGUGUUUGACUACGAGGCGGUGGGUGACGAGGAGCUGACCCUGCGGAGGGGCGACCGCGUCCAGGUGCUUUCCCAGGACUGGGCCGUGUCCGGCGACGAGGGCUGGUGGACCGGGCGCCUCCCCAGCGGCCGCGUGGGGGUCUUCCCCAGCAACUACGUGGCCCCCGCCACCCCGGCUGCGCCCCCGGGCCUCCAGCUGCCCCAGGAGAUCCCCUUCCACGAACUGCAGCUGGAGGAGAUCAUCGGUGUGGGGGGCUUUGGCAAAGUCUAUCGAGGCCUGUGGCGAGGCGAGGAGGUGGCGGUCAAGGCUGCCAGGCUGGACCCUGAGCGGGACCCGGCAGUGACAGCGGAGCAGGUGCGCCAGGAGGCCAGGCUCUUCGGAGCCCUGCAGCACCCCAACAUCAUUGCCCUGAGGGGCGCCUGUCUCAGCCCCCCACACCUCUGCCUGGUGAUGGAGUAUGCCCGAGGAGGCGCCCUGAGCAGGGUGCUGGCGGGUCGCCGGGUGCCCCCUCACGUACUGGUCAACUGGGCUGUGCAGGUGGCCCGGGGCAUGAACUACCUACACAAUGACGCCCCUGUGCCCAUCAUCCACCGGGACCUCAAAUCCAUCAACAUCCUUAUCCUGGAGGCCAUUGAGAACCACAACCUCGCAGACACGGUGCUCAAGAUCACAGACUUUGGCCUCGCCCGCGAGUGGCACAAGACCACCAAGAUGAGCGCCGCAGGGACCUACGCUUGGAUGGCACCCGAGGUCAUCCGUCUCUCCCUCUUCUCCAAGAGCAGCGACGUCUGGAGCUUCGGGGUGCUGCUCUGGGAGCUGCUGACGGGUGAGGUCCCCUACCGUGAAAUCGACGCCUUGGCCGUGGCGUACGGCGUGGCCAUGAACAAGCUGACGCUGCCCAUCCCCUCCACGUGCCCUGAGCCCUUUGCCCGCCUACUGGAGGAGUGCUGGGACCCUGAACCCCAUGGGCGGCCGGAUUUUGGCAGCAUCCUGAGGCGGCUGGAGGCCAUCGAGCAGUCAGCCCUGCUCCAAAUGCCGCUAGAGUCCUUCCACUCGCUGCAGGAGGACUGGAAGCUGGAGAUCCAGCACAUGUUCGACGACCUGCGGACCAAGGAGAAGGAGCUCCGCAGCCGCGAGGAGGAGCUGCUGCGGGCUGCCCAGGAGCAGCGCUUCCAGGAGGAGCAGCUGCGGCGGCGGGAGCAGGAGCUGGCCGAGCGCGAGAUGGACAUCGUGGAGCGGGAGCUGCACCUGCUCAUGAACCAACUGAGCCAGGAAAAGCCCAGAGUCCGCAGACGCAAGGGCAACUUCAAGCGCAGCCGCCUGCUCAAGCUGCGGGAAGGCGCCAGCCACAUCAGCCUGCCCUCCGGCUUCGAGCAUAAGAUCACAGUGCAGGCAUCUCCCACCCUGGACAAACGGAAAGGAUCCGACGGGACCAGCCCCCCUGCCAGCCCCAGCAUCAUCCCCCGCCUGAGAGCCAUUCGCCUGACCCCUGUGGACUGCGGAGGCAGUAGCCCUGGUAGCAGUGGCAGCAGCGGGACGUGGAGCCGCAGUGGGCCCCCCAAGAAGGAAGAGCUGGUUGGGGGCAAGAAGAAGGGCCGCACGUGGGGGCCCAGCUCCACGCUGCAGAAGGAGCGCGUGGGAGGAGAGGAGAGGCUGAAGGCCCUGGGGGAAGGAAGCAAGCAGUGGUCAUCCAGCGCCCCCAAUCUGGGCAAGUCCCCCAGACACACACCCAUCGCCCCUGCCUUCGCCAGCCUCAACGAAAUGGAGGAAUUCGCAGAGGCGGACAGAGGCAGCAGCGUACCUCCCUCCCCCUACAGCACCCCAUCCUACCUCUCGGUGCCACUGCCCGCCGAGCCCUCCCCGGGGGCACGCACGCCAUGGGACCCCGUGCCGGCUGCUGCCCCCACCAGGGCCGGGCACAGUGCCCGGCGACGCUGCGACCUGGCGCUGCUGGGCUGCGCCACACUGUUGGGCGCUGUGGGCCUGGGCGCCGACGUGGCCGAGGCGCGUGCGGUGGAUGGCGAGGAGCAGCGGGGCUGGCUGGAUGGCCUCUUCUUCCCCCGCGCCAGCCGCUUCCCAAGGGGCCUCAGCCCACCCGGGCGCCUCCCGAGCCGCCGCGAUGACACGGCGCCCUGCCCGGGCCUGGCGCCCUCGGCCACCCUCGUGUCCUUGUCCUCCGUGUCUGAUUGCAACUCCACGCGCUCACUGUUGCGCUCCGACAGCGACGACACCGCCGCGCCAGCCGCACUGUCCCCGCCACCCUCCCCACCCACGCCCGCACCCACCACCAACCCCUUGGUGGACCUGGAGCUCGAGAGCUUCAAAAAGGACCCCCGCCAGUCACUCACACCCACACACGUCACAGCCGCGCGUGCGGUCAGCCGUGGGCACCGGCGGACACCGUCGGACGGGGCGCUGGGGCAGCGUGGGCCUCUGGAGCCCGCAGGCCAUGGCUCUGGCCCUCGAGAUACCUUGGACUUCCCCCGCCUGCCUGACCCCCAGAUCCUAUUCCCAGCCCGCCGCCGGCCCCCCGAGUUCCUUGGCCGCCCCACCACCCUGACCUUCGCCCCAAGACCCCGACCGGCUGCCAGCCGUCCCCGCCUGGACCCCUGGAAACUGGUCUCCUUCAGCCAGACGCUCAGCAUCUCACCCCCCAGCAGGCCAGCCACUCCUGAGAGCCCCAGGCCACCCGGCGUGCAACCCACGCUGCUGGACAUGGACAUGGAGGGCCAGAGCCAGGACAGCACCGUGCCCCUGUGUGGGACCCACAGCAACUGCUGAGGCCUGCCAGUCCUGCCCGCCUGGGCAGCCAUGAAUGUAGCGCCCCAGGCCCUGCCCCGGCCUGCCCCUCCCACGGGGCGGGGGAGGCCCUGGGCAGGACACUCACUCUAUUUAUUGGGGAAGGAGGGGAAGGGACAUUUAAUUUAUUCCUUUAUAUCCCAGGGGUGGAGCCCUGGGCCCCACCUUGCAGUGGGGGAGGGUGGGCAGGGAUACUCAGGGACAGGGCAUCAUGGGGGAUUGGCACAAAUGGCAGCAUUAAAGUAACCCCU